GGAGAGGCGGGGGCAGCGGAGCGGACAAGAUGGCGGCGCUGGCGCGGCUGCUUCUAACCACUCGUCAUACAAGCCUGGUUGCUGUCAGAUGGGCUUCUAAGAAAAGUGGGGGCAGCUCUAAAAACCUAGGAGGCCGCAGCCCGGGGAAACGCUAUGGGUUCAAAAAAACCGAAGGUGCAUUUGUCCAUGCAGGAAACAUUUUGGCUACGCAGCGGUUGAUCCGCUGGCAUCCCGGCGCUCACGUGGGGAUGGGUCGAAACAAGACACUCUAUGCCCUGGAGGAUGGGACUGUGAGAUACACCAAAGAGGUCUAUGUGCCCCCACCCCGCAGCAGCGAGAGCAGGGAUGUGAUCUGCCAGCUGCCCAAAGGAGCAGUCCUUUAUAAAACUUUUAUCAGUGUUGUCCCUACCACAGAGGUAGGAAGCUUCAGACUUGUCACCAUGCUGUGAACCUGCUGUGUCAUGUGGGCACAGAUGGAAAGGACAGACCACUACAGCUAUACUGGCAUCUGAGGACAAGACUGGCUCUGAAGAUACUGUUUUAGGACUUGGUUUUGUUCCUGAAGUGCUUGUGAUCUGUGUUCAGGCACUGAGAUCACCUGCUGGCAUUUUUAAGAGUGUUUAAUAAAUGCUGUGGGGCAACUGAA
Lonchura striata (white-rumped munia) is the source of this 646-nucleotide messenger RNA. RefSeq names its product mitochondrial ribosomal protein L27 (gene MRPL27). The record is from RefSeq and is a predicted model, not a curated record. Gene Ontology annotation, cellular component: mitochondrial large ribosomal subunit; ribosome. Lineage: Eukaryota; Metazoa; Chordata; Aves; Passeriformes; Estrildidae. Gene Ontology annotation, molecular function: structural constituent of ribosome. Gene Ontology annotation, biological process: translation.